AAAGGACACACAUUACGUUCCUCCUCCUAUAACAGCAUUGCAAAAACCCUUCCUGCAGCCAUGAAUGACACAAAAUAUAAUUUCUAGAUUUUGGUCUAUGCUUAAUUACGAGACAAGUUCAGAACCAGAUCUGAUCAAGGAGUGACAUUCUACAGAAUUACUUUGUGUCAUUUCCCCAUUUUGUGGAUGAUGGCAUGUUUAGAAGCUCUAUAAGUAGCCUGUGAUUCCAUGGUGAAGGUAAACUGUUGCUGGCUGAUUCAGGAAACAGAUCCUUCUGCAUCAGUAUUGAAAUCUGCAUCAUCUCAUCCCCUCAUCAUGAAGCUGCUGGCUGUGUGUGUCCUGGUUUUCUCUGUGAUGGCUCAGACCAGAGCUGACACUGAACCAGAUGAUGGCUCCACUGAUCCAGAAGAAGUUGACUUGGUCCAGAGAUCUUCUUGUCCUCCCGGCUGGUCUCCAAUCAACAAUCGCUGCUUUCGCUAUGUUUCCAGACACAUGUCUUGGGCUAGAGCUGAGAGAUACUGUCUGUCCAUGGGAGCAAACCUGGCAUCAGUUCAUGACACGAACGAGUACCAUCAGGUUCAGUCUCUGAUAAGAACGGCAACUUACGGGUCCGGAAGAACAUGGAUUGGAGGCACUAAUGUACAGGAGCCGAGCAUUUGGUUUUGGAGCGAUGGAAGGCCUCUGCACUACACAAACUGGUGUCAUAACCAGCCUGAUAAUCAUUGGGGCAGGCAGCACUGUUUGCAGAUGAACUAUUCAGGUGAAAAGUGCUGGGAUGACCAGACCUGUUCUGUCCGUCUUCCUUCUGUCUGCGCCAAGAAAGUCUGAUCAGUCUGAGGUUCACAAAGAUGCUUAAAACAGAAUCCAGCCGAAGAUCCUUGUUACGUGUUUCUGUUAACCUGCCCUUUUACAGCCUUGUGGCUAUCCUCAAAACUCUUUCUGCUCCUUUGCUUAAUGUAUUUUCUCUUUAAUGGUACCCAGUGAAUACAGCCACAAAUAAACAGCACAGGUGGUUUUCUUCUUUCUAAUUAGAGCAGACUGGGUAUAAAAAUUUUCAUUUAAGACAAACUUUCUUUUUUUCUUUGGCCUUGCAAA
This is a messenger RNA of Fundulus heteroclitus (mummichog), 1095 nucleotides long. Its product is annotated as type-2 ice-structuring protein-like. The transcript has 7 exons. The record is from RefSeq and is a predicted model, not a curated record. Lineage: Eukaryota; Metazoa; Chordata; Actinopteri; Cyprinodontiformes; Fundulidae. The coding region runs from base 229 to 828 and encodes 199 amino acids. Gene Ontology annotation, molecular function: signaling receptor activity.